UUUGCUUCGUCUCCAGAGAAAAAGCAAAAGAUGGAGUCAUCAUCAUCAUCUGUGUCGCAGAAGCUCACUCUUGUUUAUGCUUCUCUCCUCGGAGCUGGUGGGUUGAUGGGUUUCCUAAAACGCGGAAGCAAAAUAUCACUAGUCGCAGGAGGAGGAUCAGCUGCGUUGUUCUAUUACGUAGCCACGGAGCUCCCAAAGAAUCCAGUCUUAGCAUCGUCCAUUGGCAUAGUGGGGUCGGCUGCACUUACAGGGAUGAUGGGAUCACGUUACCUAAGGUCGAGGAAAGUGGUCCCGGCCGGAGUUGUGUCGGUGGUGUCACUCAUGAUGACUGGAGCUUACUUGCAUGGCCUCAUCCGCUCAAGUUGAAUCCUCUCUCUCUCUCGGCCAUCUUCCCCUUAGAGACCUAUGUCCCAAUCUUGUUAAAAGUUCUUAUUAAGUGAGCAUUUCAAAAUUUCUGAAUAUCUUUGUACUAAUUGCUUUGUGGUGUUGUUGUUUGUUUUGUCCUCGUGUAAUUUUAAGAUACUUAGAUGAGAUGAUUAUGGGUUGGUCGGUAACUAAGCUACAUCAAAGUGAGAAUUUCAACAUCUACUUAUUAUCACUA
Capsella rubella is the source of this 601-nucleotide messenger RNA. Its product is annotated as protein FATTY ACID EXPORT 7. Gene Ontology annotation, cellular component: membrane. Bases 31 to 366 code for a protein of 111 amino acids. Lineage: Eukaryota; Viridiplantae; Streptophyta; Magnoliopsida; Brassicales; Brassicaceae. The record is from RefSeq and is a predicted model, not a curated record. The transcript is spliced from 3 exons.